Messenger RNA from Dovyalis caffra, 198 nucleotides. Lineage: Eukaryota; Viridiplantae; Streptophyta; Magnoliopsida; Malpighiales; Salicaceae. The record is from the annotation of a GenBank genome assembly.
AUGGAUCUCCUUCGCGAUCUAAAUGGCAUGUUGAAAGCCGAACUCAACCUAGUUGAUCACUAUGGCCGAUUUGCCACUCACGAUAAGCGGCCCAAUCAACGAGAUUCUAAUAAGAACCGGACCUGCUUGUUCGCUAAAGCCCUUAGGCUAGCGAUCUUUUUUCAAGAGCGGAUAGAUCGAUCGAGCGGUAUGGUAUAA